Messenger RNA from Enhydra lutris kenyoni (northern sea otter), 1604 nucleotides. Its product is annotated as spondin 2. Gene Ontology annotation, biological process: cell adhesion. The transcript is spliced from 6 exons. Gene Ontology annotation, cellular component: extracellular matrix. The coding region runs from base 58 to 1062 and encodes 334 amino acids. The record is from RefSeq and is a predicted model, not a curated record. Lineage: Eukaryota; Metazoa; Chordata; Mammalia; Carnivora; Mustelidae.
GGGGACCAUUCGCUGCCACAGACCAGCCACCAGCCCUCCCGCCACUCCUGCUGGGUCAUGGGAGCCCCAAGUCACGCCAGCACCUGGGGCAGGGCCCUCUGGGCUGUCCUCCUGACCACACUUGGCUCUGUGGCCAGCCAGCCGCUGGGGGGAGAGUCUGUCUGCACAGCCCGGCCCCUGGCCAAGUACAGCAUCACCUUCACGGGCAAGUGGAGCCAGACAGCAUUCCCCAAGCAGUACCCCCUGUUUCGGCCCCCCGCACAGUGGUCCUCCCUGCUGGGGGCCGCGCACAGCUCCGACUACAGCUUGUGGAGGAAGAACCAGUACGUCAGCGACGGGCUUAGGGACUUUGCGGAGCGGGGCGAGGCCUGGUCCCUGAUGCGGGAGAUGGAGGCGGCGGGAGAAAAGCUGCAGAGCGUGCACGAGGUGUUCUCGGCGCCCGCCGUGCCCAGCGGCACCGGACAGACGUCCGCGGAGCUGGAGGCCCACUCGCGACACUCACUGGUGUCCUUCGUGGUCCGCAUCGUUCCCAGCCCGGACUGGUUUGUGGGCGUGGACAGUCUGGACCUAUGCGACGGGGACCGCUGGAGGGAGCAGGUUGCUGUGGACCUUUACCCGUACGACGCGGGAACCGACAGCGGCUUUACCUUCUCCUCCCCCAACUUCGCGACCAUCCCGCAGGACACGGUGACGGAGAUAACCUCCUCCUCUCCCAGCCACCCUGCAAACUCCUUCUACUACCCCCGGCUGAAGUCCCUGCCCCCCAUCGCCAGAGUGACCUUGGUGCGACUCCGGCAUAACCCCAGGGCCUUCGUCCCGCCCGCCCCAGGCCCCGUAGGCGCUGGCGGGAGCAAUGAGAUCGUGGACAGCGUCUCAGUUGCAGAAACGCCGCUGGACUGCGAGGUCUCCCUGUGGUCAUCCUGGGGGCUGUGUGCAGGUCCAUGCGGGAAGCUGGGAGCCAAGAGCAGGACUCGCUACAUCCGCGUGCAGCCUGCCAACCACGGGGCACCCUGCCCCGAGCUCGAAGAGGAGGCCGAGUGCGUCCCUGACAACUGUGUCUGAGACCAGAGCCCUGCAGGCCCUCCACCCCUCGUGGUGGCUGAGCCUGGUGGUUCAGUGGACCAUGUGGGGCUCUGUCCACCACGUCUCUGAGCUCCGGUGCUGACCAAGCCCCCCACACAGAUGGGUCUCCAGUGGCUGGAUGGAGCAGGACUCCGGGGGAGGCAUCUCCUUUCAACAAGCUCUCCCCUCGGGCACCCAGUCCUGGGACCUACUCUUCUGGGGGAGUUCAGCCCUGAGGUUACAUUGAGCUCCACUCUACUUCCUGCUGGUCGGAGGUCGUCUUGCGUGCGGACUGCGUGUCCACAGGGCCACAGCAUCCAUCUACAGGAGAGCUGCACACCCAGCCCCAGGAGCCCCAGGCUACCACGGAUAUGAAAUACCUUGGACCUGCUGUCCCUGGGGGCACCAGCGCCCACAGGCCGAGACUAUCCCGGACAGGUCAUGUAGGUCAAGUGGGUAAAGGAGAACAGGCUCCGACAACUCGCCUUGGCAUUGUCACAUGACCCAUCUCCUUUCACUUGAAUAAAGACUGUUUCCUGACA